This is a messenger RNA of Lipotes vexillifer (Yangtze River dolphin), 861 nucleotides long. RefSeq names its product transmembrane protein 106A (gene TMEM106A). The transcript has 7 exons. Bases 11 to 796 code for a protein of 261 amino acids. The record is from RefSeq and is a predicted model, not a curated record. Lineage: Eukaryota; Metazoa; Chordata; Mammalia; Artiodactyla; Lipotidae.
CCCCUGAACAAUGGGUGAGACAUUCUCCCAGCUGGGCUCUCGGGAGGAUGAGAACAAGUCGAUCCUGCCCUCCGACCCAGCCUUUGGCAGCAAGGCUGCCAGCUGCUCCAGCACCACCGGCAGCGAGCCUUCUUGUUCCUGUGUGCCUUGUGAAAGGGCUGCUGGUGUCAGCUUUGUGACUUGUCCCACCUGCCAGGGCAGUGGGGAGAUCCCUCGAGAACUAGAGAAGCAGCUGGUGGCCCUCAUCCCCUACGGGGACCAGAGGCUGAAGCCCAGGCACACGAAGCUCUCCGUGUUCCUGGCAGUGUUCGUCUGCCUGGUGACCUCCUCCCUCAUCGUCUUUUUCCUGUUUCCCCGGACUAUCGCCGUGCAGCCUGUGGGCCUCAGCUCCUCCACGGUGACUGUUGGCGAGGCCGACAUCCACCUCAAUAUAACGAAUAUCUUGAGCAUCUCCAAUAACAACUACUACCCCAUCGCUGUGACCCAGCUGACCACUGAGGUUCUGCACCUGUCCCUCGUGGUGGGGCAGGUCUCCGACAGCCUUCUCCUCCACGUCGGCCCUUUGGCCAGUGAGCAGAUGUUUUAUACGGUAGCCAACAGGAUACGGGAUGAAAACACAUACAAGAUCUGUACCUGGCUGAAAAUCAAAGUCCGCCAUGUGCUUCUGCACAUCCAGGGCACCCUGACCUGUUCCUACCUGAGCCAUUCAGAGCAGCUGGUCUUCCAGAGCUACGAAUAUGUGGACUGCCGGGGAAACGCAUCCAAGCCCCACUUGCUGGUCCCUCGCCCGCCGUGACCCGUCUGCUGUCGUCGAGCUCCGGGCACCUGCCGGCCUGGUCUGUAUCUCCCACCACUCCAUGG